CAUCCGCACUCACGCGCGCACGCGCGCGUCACGCGCGGGUUUUCGCUCCCGAGUCCCGACUCGCUCGUCUCCUUCCCGACCGAUUCAUUCGCUGCUCCGUCCUCUCCGCGGCGGCGCAUCUGGAGAGCGGCGGGCGCGACGCCGUGCGCCGGUGACGCAGCCGCGGCGGACGCGCUCCCUCUUCUCCGUCCAAGCAAGCGUCCUCUUCUCUCCCUCCUGCACGCAUCGGAGGGGAGGCCCUCCUCUCUCGUCUCGUCCGAGGGGACCCCCACCUGCACGCAUCGGAGGGGAGCCCAGGGACGCCACCGCGCGCCUUCCUCUCUCGUAGGCCGCUUCUCGUCCCCGCUUCGUCUCUCCUCCUCGGCUGCCGGAUCUCGGUUCUCUUUGCCCAAGGAGAUCAUGGAGAGUACUUCAGAUGUGCAAAUGCAACAUUGUGCUGAAGAUUCAGAGACUACAAUCGAGAUCAAAAUCAAGACCUUGGAUUCUCAGACAUACAAUUUGCGUGUGAAUAAAUGUGUGCCGGUUCCUCUGUUGAAAGAAAAAAUUGCUACUGUAACAGGAAUAUUGUCUGAACAACAACGCUUGAUUUGCCGUGGGAGAGUCCUAAAGGAUGAUGAACUCUUGUCUGCUUAUCAUGUUGAAGAUGGUCAUACAUUGCAUCUUGUUGUUAGACAACCAGGCCAGUCAGCUCCAUCAGGAAGUGCAGGAACUGAAGCUAAUGCAUCAAAUUCUGGUCGUCGUCGUGGUCCCACAGUGGCAAGAAGUGUUGUACUUGAGGCUGUUAAUGUGGAUCCCGGGAGCAGUGAACUCCCAGCUUUUGUUGCCCAGAUUCUCCAAAGCGUGCUUGGAUCAAUAAGCGCACAAUCUUCGGGUGCUCCGGCAUCUUCUGACACCAGACCUUCAGAACCUACACAAUCUUCCAUCCCAAAUACUGUAAGAGUUGAACUUGACCAACAACAAACUCCUCUGCUUUUCCAGUCUGAGCCAGCACAUGGGUCAUCACAACCAAAUGUAAUCCCUGAUGCCUUGACAACUAUGUCUCAGUACAUUGACUUUAUGAGGGACUCAUUUAGGAGGGAAGGCUUUAAUCAUAAUGGACAAGCAGAGGGUAAUGUGGAAAACAGAACUGCAGGAAGUACUAGUGUUGGUGGUACACAAAAUCAGGAAAUCCAGCCUGAAUCAACUUCUACACUUGGGCUUCAUACUGCAUCUUUGCUAGCUGAAACUAUGCACUCUACUAGGCAAAUUAUUGUUGAACAGGCCGGUGCAUUGCUAUCUCAACUCUCAGCUCAAUUGGGAGAUCUUCAGAACGUAACUGAUCCUGCAACACGAAGGGACCUUCAAAGCAGUGCAUUUCGCUCAGGAUCUCUCCUUCAGAACCUUGGUUCUUUGCUUCUGGAACUUGGCCGCACCACAAUGCUGCUGCGUAUUAAUCCUGCAUCUUCAGAAGCGGUUGUAAACUCUGGACCAGCUCUUUAUAUAUCUCCAUCAGGGCCUAAUCCUCUUAUGGUUCAACCUGUUCCAUUUUUUCCAGGAAGGUCUGUCCAAAUGGGUACAUUAUUUUCUGGUCUUGGUUCGCAAGGGUCUGUUUUACAUCCAAGAGAUGUUGAUAUCCAUGUCCGUACAGGUGGGUCCGUGCCUGUAGCCAGUACUAACCCAAGUGAGACGGCUGGUGCACAAGCGAAUAGGACAGGAGAGGCUUCGCAUGCAAAUAUUGGUGAAGCAUCUGCAGGGGUUGCAGGUGGCACUCCUUUUUCUGUUGAGUCUGGAGUUAGACUAUUGCCACUUAGAACAGUGGUUGCCAUGCCUGCUGGUAUCAGUCGUGCUCCAUCAGGGUCUUCUAGUGGAGGUGUUGGUAUUAUCUAUCCACUGAUCACCAGAGUUCGACAAAGAGCAAACACUAUUGGUAACGAUGAACGAAAUGGUCAAUCUCCAAAUGAACCUGCUCGUAGUAGCACCCAUCCUAAUCAACAAUCAAUUCCUCAGUCAUCUCAAGCUCAUGAAGCAGGUAAUCUGGAAUCUGUAGCUGAUGUCAAUGUGGGAAAUGGCUCUGAGACCUCACCUGGGCAGCAGAAUGGCCUGGUCACUCUCUCUCAGAUAAUGGACCUUCUUGGAUCAAUGCUCCCUGGAGAAAAUGUUAGAGGAAAUAGCUCGAGUCAGCAAGCACCAACGUCUUCUGCUGAGCAGGUAGAUGGUAGAAAUAGUGCAACAACACAAGUGUCAGGAGCCAGUGAGGAGGCGCUACACUUUGCUAGCAUGGUCAGACAAAUUAUGCCAUUUAUCUCCCAAGUUGAAACACAGAAUCAAAGUGCUCCACCAGACACUAGCAGCACACAUGCACAGGCUGCAUCUGGGAGUGCAAACAGAGCAAGGGAUGACCCAAGAGAUUCUACGAGUUCCCAUCAACAUAACCGCGACCAAAUUGAUGAGCCUAAUUCUAAAAGACAAAGAUUCAGCGACUGAUUCAAAUUUGCUUGAGAGAUGAGAAUCUUGCCAGUUCUUGCUUAACCCAUCAAAUUGUCAAAUCGGGAGUUGAGGCAAAUGGUGACGGUAUUGAGACAAAUGGAUCUAGCUGUAGUAUAUAGUUGGCAUUGAGGACACUGGACGAGGCACCUAUGCUUAUCUUUUUGCGCAUCUUAUAAGCUGUUAUUUUUGAGUGCACAACCGUACAUGCCGGCAUCCGAUCUCCAAUAUGUAGAAGCUUAAUCUAUCCGGGAUGGAAUUAUUUAUGCGAUAAAUCAAGCCUCUUCUCUGGUGGUUCUAGCCGGAGCAUGUGGAGGACUUUUGCAAUCAAUAAUAUCGUUAUGAGAAUGUAUAGUUUAAGUUUGUAUGGUUUAUUAAACAUAUUGUUGUCGCGUGCUAUUGCUUACACACAGAAUAGCUCGUUUUGGUAUUGUUCAUAAUUCAGUGCAACUCCGUUGGAA
Molecule: messenger RNA, 2924 nt
Organism: Setaria italica (foxtail millet)
Lineage: Eukaryota; Viridiplantae; Streptophyta; Magnoliopsida; Poales; Poaceae
Product: large proline-rich protein bag6-A
Exons: 16
Coding region: 400-2463 (687 amino acids)
Cellular component (GO): BAT3 complex
Molecular function (GO): misfolded protein binding; polyubiquitin modification-dependent protein binding
Source: RefSeq, a predicted model, not a curated record